Molecule: messenger RNA, 1427 nt
Organism: Cynara cardunculus var. scolymus (artichoke)
Lineage: Eukaryota; Viridiplantae; Streptophyta; Magnoliopsida; Asterales; Asteraceae
Product: U-box domain-containing protein 4-like
Exons: 2
Coding region: 159-1217 (352 amino acids)
Cellular component (GO): cytoplasm; nucleus
Molecular function (GO): protein binding
Source: RefSeq, a predicted model, not a curated record
CCUUUCCCACGUGCUCACUGUGUCCGAUUCGAUAUGGUCGUCCACGUGUCCUUCUUCAUCUUCUAUAUCAACCUACACCUACACAUACACCUAUACCACCCUACACCCAAUCCCUACCCCUUUGUCGGUUUCUUCUACUUCCCCACCGGAAUUUUAUUAUGGAUACCCAAAUUCAGGCCAACUACAACUAUAUGGGCCGGAAUUUCAGUAAUAUCAGCCUCACAAACGACGAUUCUGCAGCUUUCAGCGAUUGUAACAGUGACCGUUCCGGUGAAUUUCCGACUACAUCGGCUCAGAGCAAGCGUCUGGUCCUCGCAUGUGCCACAGAGAUGUCCGAUGAUCUAAUUCAACAGCUGGUGACCGAUCUUGAAUCGGAUUCGAUUGAAGAUCAGAAACAAGCGGCGAUGGAACUCCGGUUGCUUGCGAAGAACAGGCCGGAAAAUCGAGUUAAGAUAGCUAGGGCCGGCGCAAUCAGGCCGUUGAUUUCGUUAAUCUCGUCGUCUGAUCCACAACUCCAAGAGCACGGUGUUACGGCGAUUUUGAAUCUGUCACUGUGUGAUGAAAACAAAGAGCUUCUAGCUUCUUCUGGAGCAAUCAGGCCGUUGGUUAGAGCGUUGAAGGUCGGAACACCGACGGGAAAGGAAAACGCGGCGUGCGCUCUCCUCCGUUUAUCUCAAUUAGAAGAAAACAAAACGGCAAUCGGACGGUCAGGAGCGAUUCCUUUACUGGUAGACCUUUUGGAAACCGGAAACUUUCGAGGUAAGAAAGACGCAUCAACGGCGUUGUAUUCUUUGUGUUCGGUGAAAGAGAACAAGAUUCGAGCGGUUCAGGCAGGAAUCAUGAAGCCGUUGGUUGAAUUAAUGGCGGAUUUCGAGUCAAACAUGGUUGAUAAAUCAGCAUUUGUGAUGAGCGUUUUGGCAUCGUUGCCGGAGGCCAGGGCUGCGCUGGUGGAGGAAGGUGGAAUUCCGGUGUUGGUGGAGAUAAUUGAGGUCGGAUCACAGAGGCAGAAGGAGAUCGCGGUGGUGAUCCUGUUGCAGUUGUGUGAUGAUAGUGUGGUCUACCGUACUAUGGUGGCCCGCGAAGGAGCCAUUCCUCCCCUCGUUGCGUUGUCUCAAUCCGGUACAAAGCGCGCUAAACAAAAGGCGGAGGCAUUGAUUGAGCUUCUCCGGCGACCAAGAUCCGGCAACGCAGCUGCCACAUCGGAUUCAUCAGAGUAAGAUGUUCCACGUCACCAAACAGCCAAAAACAUUAAAACAGAAAUGCUUUUCAGAAAUAUAUAUUUUUAAAAAAAAGGGAAGAGUUUCUUUUUUGGAAUUUGUAAAUAUUUGAUGGUAUCCGCCACUGCGUUUGUAAAUUGGUGAAAGAAAUACCUGUUUUCCUUUUUCCUCUUUUUGGUUUUAUUAUUUUCAAUUGAAAGCAUUCUGUGA